This is a messenger RNA of Triticum dicoccoides, 1700 nucleotides long. RefSeq names its product ureide permease 1-like. Lineage: Eukaryota; Viridiplantae; Streptophyta; Magnoliopsida; Poales; Poaceae. Gene Ontology annotation, biological process: nitrogen compound transport. Gene Ontology annotation, cellular component: membrane. The coding region runs from base 275 to 1513 and encodes 412 amino acids. Gene Ontology annotation, molecular function: allantoin:proton symporter activity; uracil:monoatomic cation symporter activity. The record is from RefSeq and is a predicted model, not a curated record. The transcript has 7 exons.
GUCGCAUAUCCACAGCUCAGCUCACUGCUGGACCUUCCAGAGACACCACAAACAUUCAGAAAAAAUACUACUCACUGGUGGAGUACUACGCACACCCACUCUCCGGGGGAUGCUCAGUAAUGUGCAAGAACAACUUCAUCUUUGAUUGGUAGCAACAGACAGACAUAUGAACCUUCUUGCGUGCUGACUUGUUGAACUGUUCCAUCCAAAGCUCUUCUCUAGUUUUUGCAUAAUUUCCUGAAUCAGAGGUAGCUCAGGCGGCGGUGAAGAUCAGAUGUAUCUGGUGAAGGACAUCGGCGGCGCCAUCGGCCUGAUGGCGGCGGCCUUGGUGCUCCUGGGCACCUGGCCGGUCGUCCUCGCCGUGCUGGAGCACCGGGGUCGGCUGCCGCAGCACACGUACCUGGACUACUCCAUAACCAACUUCCUGGCCGCCGUGCUGAUCGCUCUCACAUUCGGCCAGAUCGGUGGCGACACGCCGGAGACGCCCAAUUUCCUCACUCAGCUCACCCGGCCCCAGGACUACUGGCCGUCGAUCAUGUUUGCGCUGGCGGGCGGCGUGGUGAUCACCCUCGGAACCGUGGCUACACAGUACGGCUGGGCAUACGUCGGGCUUUCGGUCACCGAGGUCAUGGCCUCAAGUCUCAAGGUUGUCAUAGGGACAACACUGAACUAUUUUCUGGACAGCCGGAUCAACAGGGCAGAGGUUCUCUUCCCCGGCGUCGGAUGCUUUCUGAUUGCAGCCUGCCUGGGCUCACUUGUUCACUCCUCCAAUGCUGCUGACAACCAGGAGAAGCUAUCAAACUCCAGAAACUACUCUGCUGGGAACACUGCAAAGGAAGAUCUCACCCAACACCUUGUUCAAGAAGAAGAGGAACCAAAGGAUUGUGAAGAAGCACUACCAAAUAAUAAGGCUGUGGAGAAAGCCGAGGCAGGAACAGCAGAUUUCCUCAUCGAUCUGGAGGACAAGAGAUCAAUCAAGGUUCUUGGAUCCAACACGCUGGUGGGGCUGGCGAUCGUGACGUUCGCGGGGGUGUGCUACUCGCUGUUCGCGCCGGCGUUCAACCUGGCGACCAACGACCAGUGGCACACGCUGCGCGACGGCCUGCCGCACCUCGUGGUCUACACCGCCUACUUCUACUUCUGCCUCUCCUCCCUCGUCGUCGGCGUGGCGCUCAACGUCUGGUGCCUCUACCGCCCCAUGGCCGGCGUGCCGCGGUCGACGCUGCGGGCGUACGCCGGCGACCGGGAGGGGAGGGGGCUGGCGCUGCUGGCGGGGCUGGUGUCCGGGCUGGGCAACGCGUUCACGUUCAUGGCCGGGCAGGCGGCCGGGUACGCGGCGGCGGACUCCGUGCAGGCGCUGCCGCUGGUGAGCACGCUCUGGGGCGUGGUGCUGUUCGGGGAGUACCGGAGGUCGUCGCGGAGGACCUACACGCUGCUGGGGAGCAUGCUCUUCAUGUUCGUCGUCGCCAUGGCCGUGCUCAUGGCCUCCUCCGCGCACAGGAAGCCGCUCUGACGCAACCACUGCUGCUCAUGCAUCAUCAAUGCAUGGCAACCGGGACCUUGUGUAGCAAAGACAGAGAGGCUACAAUAGUAAGCUCUUCAACGAGGAUGGAUGUUGUGUAAUUUGGACAAGUGCGAUGUAUGUCACAUCUUUUUUUUAAUGAUCCUAAUCUAUGGUCGAAGUUCGUCGGAAGUAAAAA